AUGCCCGACCAAGACUCCCCGCCAUCGCCCCCACUGUUUAUCCGCCCUUCAUAUCUUCGCAAUUCGCGUCAUGUCGAGAGACUCGAAACACAACACACCGUCGAACUUGCCGAAUUCGAUCAACUGCGACGACAUCCUCAGUCCGCUUCCUCCUCCCAGGACCUCUCUGCAAACAUCGGCAGUGCUACCAUACACAGAUCAAGAAAGGACCUCAUUCAGGACUAUAUCGCUCGUAAUCCGCUUCGGACCAACGCCCCGAAGAAGCUGCCCACCUGUUGGAGUGACAUAGACAAAUGGCCUGGGCUCGAGCUGUUAGCAGGCGCUACCGAGGUCAAAUUCACUGGUUCUACAAAGACCAGCGACGAGGCUGCUGCCAUACGCAGUGACCACCCCAUGCCGAAAGAGGUUGGCAUAUACUAUUUCGAAGUCACCGUCCUAUCCCGAGGGAAAGAAGGGCUGAUCGGUAUCGGCUUUUCUGGCCCAAAGGCCAGCCUCAAUCGCUUACCAGGAUGGGAGCCUGAAUCAUGGGCCUACCACGGUGACGACGGCUUCAGUUUCUCUUGCACUGCCAGCGGAAAACCAUACGGUCCCAAGUUUGCCGCCUGGGAUGUUGUAGGCUGUGGUGUCAACUUCGAGACAGGGAGUGCCUUCUUCACAAAGAAUGGUGUUUUUCUAGGCGAAGCGUUUCAUAACGUGCGAGGUGACAAGCUGUACCCGUCAGUGGGCAUGAAGAAGAACAACGAACAUCUUCGAGUAAAUUUUGGCAGUGCUCCGUUCGUUUUCGAUAUCGACUCUAUGAUGGAGGCAAUCCAGAAACAAAGGAAUAGGGUAAAGGCAGACAUCAACAAGACUUCGGCGGACACAUUGGAGAGUGCUCGUGACGAAACAAUGUUGGUACAGGAGCUUGUCGCGCAAUAUCUCGCUCAUGAUGGCUACGUUGAAACCGCUCGGGCCUUCAAUAGGGAAGUCAGGGACGAGCGGAAGCCUCUACACAUGGACUCCGACGGCGUAGAGUUAUUCGACCCUUCUCAGGAUCUCCACGCCACCAAGCGACAGAGCAUACGUUCGGCCAUCCUCGAAGGAGAAAUCGACAAGGCAUUAAACUUCAUAAACACCUACUACCCACAUGUUCUGGAACGGGAAGAGAACAGGGAUGUCUACUUCAAGCUUCGCUGUCGCAAGUUUAUCGAGAUGAUUUGUCGGGUAAACGACCUCUCGACCCAGGAUCCGCCACCACUUGCACCAAAAGCAGCUGGCAAGCUACCUCAUCCUUCUAACGGUACGACGUUUGACCAUCAGAUGGAGCUCGAUGAUCAAUUACACCGGGAAUCGCGUGCGCCAAUCAUCCCACCAAUGCCUGUCCCGUCACCGUUUAAUCCUGGGCUACGCUUUGGUGAUGGCGCAAACGGUGCUGAUGGAAAACAUGACACAAUGGACACCGCGCCUGAUGGUGUGCAACUGGUGUCGUCGGCUACGGAUAGUGAACAGUUGCUUGUGGACGCACUCGAGUUUGGUCAAGAAUUGAAGGCCGAGUUCAGCGACGACCCCCGUCCUGCUGUCAGAAAGGCGCUAGACGACACCUUUGCACUGAUUGCCUACCAAGAUGCCCGAGAGUCUAUCGUAGGUGGGCUCAUGGAAGGCAAAGGCCGAGUGGAGAUUGCUGAAGAGGUCAACAGCGCGAUACUGGUGUCACUCGGCAAACCAUCUUCCGCUGCCCUCGAAAAGGUUGUUGCUCAAGCAGAAGUUCUGGUAGACAUGCUGAGUUCGGACGGUGGAGCUGGCACAUUUGUCAACGUAAGAAGGGAUUGCCUACAAUAA
Molecule: messenger RNA, 1818 nt
Organism: Aureobasidium namibiae CBS 147.97
Lineage: Eukaryota; Fungi; Ascomycota; Dothideomycetes; Dothideales; Saccotheciaceae
Product: SPRY-domain-containing protein
Exons: 6
Coding region: 1-1818 (605 amino acids)
Biological process (GO): cytoskeleton organization; cell surface receptor signaling pathway
Cellular component (GO): cytoplasm
Molecular function (GO): protein binding
Source: RefSeq, a predicted model, not a curated record